Phragmites australis (common reed) is the source of this 1834-nucleotide messenger RNA. Its product is annotated as U-box domain-containing protein 8-like. The record is from RefSeq and is a predicted model, not a curated record. Bases 256 to 1326 code for a protein of 356 amino acids. Lineage: Eukaryota; Viridiplantae; Streptophyta; Magnoliopsida; Poales; Poaceae. Gene Ontology annotation, molecular function: ubiquitin-protein transferase activity. The transcript is spliced from 2 exons. Gene Ontology annotation, biological process: protein ubiquitination. Gene Ontology annotation, cellular component: cytoplasm; nucleus.
CAAGUCAUUCCACGAGAGACUCGCAGAGUGUGUGAGAGCACAGUUAAGCCCACCGGGUGGUCUCCCCACUCGCUACCACGGCAGCCCGUUUCCGUCCACCGGAAGUGCCGGACUUUCCCCACUCACCAGUCACCCCAAAGUCCCCACCCCCUCCUCGUCUUCCUCUUCCUCUAGAGUCCCACAAGCUUUCCAUUCCAUUCUGCUCAUCUCCCUCCGCUUCCCAGUGAGCGCACCCGGCGCAUCCUGCGGCCAAGAAUGGAGGCGUGGCCGGACGACUUCCGGUGCCCCAUCUCGCUGGAGGUCAUGACGGACCCCGUCAUCCUCCCCUCCGGCCACACCUUCGAGCGCCGCAGCAUCCAGCGCUGGCUCGACGGGGGGCACCUCACCUGCCCCGUCACCAACCUCCCGCUGCCGCCAUCCCCGCCGCUCAUCCCCAACCACGCGCUGCGCCGCCUCAUAGCCGCUGUCUCGCCUUCGGCGGCGGCCGCCGCCCCCGUCCCCGCGGCGGGAGGAGGUAGUGCUGACGAGGGGAAAGAAGCGUCGGUGGCGGCGGGGGCGCCGUCGUCCGUGCUGGCGCUGCUCAGUCUGGCCAAGUCGGGCGCCGCAGGCCGGAGGGAGGUGCUGGAGUCCGGCAGCGCAGCGGUGCUUCUGCGGCACACGGCGGCGGGGGACGAGGCGGCGGCUAGGGCGCUCCUCUACCUCAGCCUCGACGGCGACGACGCGCGCGUCGGGCUCGUUGCGGACGGCGCCGUCGACGCGCUCUCCACCGCGGUGUCCCGCGGCGGCGCGGCCGCCGCGCUCGCGGCCACGGCGCUCACCAGCCUCGCCACUGUCGACGUCAACAAGUGCACCAUCGGGGCGCACCUCUCGGCCAUCCCCGCGCUGGCCGGGCUCCUCCGCCGCGGCGGCGCGCGGGAGCGCCGCGAGGCUGCCACGGCCCUCUACGAGCUCUGCAAGCUGCCGGAGAACCGCCGCCGGGCAGUGCGCGCGGGCGCGGCGCCUGGGCUCGCCGACUUUGCCGCCGACGGCUCAGCCCGCGCAGUCGAGGUGCUCGGCCUCCUCGCCAAGUGCCGCGAGGGACGCCAGGAGCUGUGCAGGAUCCCCGGCAUCGUGUCUGUGCUCUCCGGCGUCGCCAGCAGCGGCAAUGCCCGUGCAAUCGAGCAGGCCCUGUUCGUUCUCAACUGGAUUUGCUCGGAGAGCAACGAAUUGGCAUUGGAAGUAAUAAAGCUGGGAGCUUUCCAGCUCUGUGAGGCUCUGGUGAACGACGACAACUGCAAGAUCGCCAAGAACGCAGUAGAAUUGGCCCGGACGCUCAAGAAAGCGUAAAAAUUGGGCUGUCCAAAGAUCAAAUUUGUCGUAAUUUUGAUUCGGCGUCUCCUCAAUUGGUUGUUGGCCUCAUUGUACAAAGGUAGAAACAGCAAAGGUAAUGAUGCUAAUAAUGAGUAACCAAAAGAUGAACAAAAGAGGAGACAAGAGCAACGAAUAGAUUGACAAAGCUGCUGCAAAGGGCCGGCAGAUGUUGUCGAGAGGAGGCGCCCACGAAGAGUCGGCAUCUGUAGUAUUGCAGCAUGAAACGGUUGAGGCCCCAGCAGUGGGUGGUGGAUGUUGAACAGAACAGUCUAAUCAAACGCAUGCGGACCAUAAGAGGAUUGCGACGUGUAUGUCGCUUACGGAACUAGAUGUUUCGUAGAUCUCUUCAAUAGACGUGUAUAUAGAUUGUAGAUCCGAUAAAUAUGUGAAGGGUGCGCGUGUAGAGUGUAGCGUGAAUUCAGAUAUUAUAACUUGUACCUCAGUGUUGAGCCUAAAAACAUAAGUCUUUACCCCUUUUGAAUUC